This is a messenger RNA of Tachysurus vachellii, 1305 nucleotides long. Its product is annotated as zona pellucida sperm-binding protein 4-like. Gene Ontology annotation, cellular component: egg coat. The transcript has 8 exons. The coding region runs from base 30 to 1274 and encodes 414 amino acids. Gene Ontology annotation, biological process: prevention of polyspermy; binding of sperm to zona pellucida. The record is from RefSeq and is a predicted model, not a curated record. Gene Ontology annotation, molecular function: structural constituent of egg coat; acrosin binding. NCBI's taxonomy places the organism in Eukaryota, Metazoa, Chordata, Actinopteri, Siluriformes, Bagridae.
UAAACAUUGGUGUAUGCAGUUUGGGAACAAUGGUGACUACAAGGGUAAGUUUGGCAUUUGUGGGGCUUUUUCUUGCCUUCAGUGCUGUGAGCAGUGUUCCUGCAGCCCCACCAAAUGCAAAAAAGACCUCUCAGGAUCCUCAGCUUCCCGGGACGCCCACUGUGCUGCCGCAGAAACCUGGCCAGGUUCAGAAAUGCCAAGUGCAAGACUAUGAAAGAAUUCCUUGUGGAGAACCUGGCAUCGUGGCUACUCGGUGUAACGCCAUAAACUGCUGUUUUGAUGGUCAACAGUGCUAUUAUGGGAAAACUGUGACUGUCCAGUGUACCAUUGAUGGCCAGUUUGUGCUGGUGGCAGCCAGAGAUACAACCCGUCCCAGGAUAAGCCUGGAGUCUAUCAGCCUGUUGGGAGGAAACAGUGGACCCUGUAGUCCUGUUGACUCAAAUGCAGCCUUUGCUAUUUACCAGUUUGCUGUGACUGCUUGUGGGACAACCAUGAUGGUAAAAGGUGGUUAUGUGGUCUAUGAAAACAGGAUGGUUUCUUCCUAUGAAGUUGGAGUUGGACCCCGAGGCUCAAUCACAAGAGACACUACUUAUGAGCUUUACUUCCAGUGUAAAUAUUCAGGCGUUAGCUUGGCUGCUUUGUCUAUUGAGCCUUCAGCCAAUGUUGAUCCUCUGCCCAUUGUUGCUUCUGGACCACUCCAAGUAGAACUAAGACUAGGAAAGGGGCUCUGUCUGACAAAGGGUUGUGUAGAAGAACAAAUAGCCUAUAACUCUUACUAUAGCACUACUGACUACCCUGUGACCAAGGUUCUGAGGGAACCGGUGUACGUUGAAGUGCGCAUUGUUGGAAGAACCGAUCCGAACAUUGUCCUGAGCUUAGGAAACUGCUGGGCAACUUCUUCCCCUAACCCCUACAGUCUUCCCCAGUGGGACCUUCUGGUGGCCGGGUGUCCCUACAAGGAUGACCGCUAUUUGACCAAGCUGAUCCCAGUUAGUGGAACGUCUGGACUUGCAUACCCUACCCAUUACAGACGCUUUGUCCUGAAGAUGUUCACGUUUGUGGACAAGACCUCUAUGGCUCCAUUGCAAGAGACGCUCUACAUCCACUGCAGUACAGCUGUGUGUCUUCCAAGUGUGCUGGACACUUGUGAACCAAUGUGCACCAGAACAAGAAGAGAUGUUUCUGCAGUGGAAGAAAGUGAUUCUCACUUCUCAGGAGUAGUGUCUAGUGGAGGUGUGAUCUUUACCCAAAGUUCCUCUCCUUUGUUUGCUUAAAGCUGCAAAAUAAAAGUAUUUGACCUUCAAA